Molecule: messenger RNA, 1159 nt
Organism: Volvox carteri f. nagariensis
Lineage: Eukaryota; Viridiplantae; Chlorophyta; Chlorophyceae; Chlamydomonadales; Volvocaceae
Exons: 5
Coding region: 189-773 (194 amino acids)
Cellular component (GO): nucleus
Source: RefSeq, a predicted model, not a curated record
CUAAGCUCUUAGAAAAGGAAUUCUAGGUAGCCAACUGGAGCGUUCAGAUACUGUGAGGCAUCCCUCUGCUUACACGCACCCUGUAUCGAAGGCGAUAGACGCCUUCACCUCGUAAUCUCAAGGCUUAGACUGCUCCACAACCUAAAGCAAGCACAGCUUUUCAGCGACCCCACACCCUCGCGACAAACAUGACUGUCAACGCAGCAGAGGCUGCCGAGCAGCAGGUAGAACAGAUUCAAGCGACAGAAAAGCCGCUGGAGGAGGAGCAGCAGUGGGAGCAGGAUAUUCCGGAGCACCAGACCUCGGAGCAGGAGCAGCCGCAAGCCAAAAAUGCGCUGCAGGCCAACAUUGAGGAAAAGCGCGAGCGCUCCUACUACUACGCCCACGCGCCACGUAGUACGAGCGAGGAGCCGGCGCCACCGCCCGUGCCCGUGGUUCUGGAGCGCUCCGUGGCUGAGGUAACGCCCUCCGUGGUGACUAUUUUCAACUACGCCUGGGCCGACGACGGUGAAGUGGUCAAAGUCUACAUCCCGCUGGAAGGUGUGGGUGAGAAAUGCAGCGACGACGACAUCAAGGCCACGUUCGAGACUCGACUUUUCCAGGUUGAUGUACACGGUUUCAAGCCUGGGCAGGUUCAGCGAUUAUUGAUCAGCAAGCUGUCUGGUGAGAUCUCCCCGGAUGGAUGCCGGGCACGUAAGCUGGCCAACAAGCUGGUGGUGACCCUCAAGAAAAUGGGAAGCUCAAAGUGGUACAGCUUGCGGAGUAACGCGUGAAGAAGUCAGGGGUCGGGUCCCUCGUGUGCGAAUGUGAAGCGCCGCGCCGUGCGAUUGGAUUUCCAUAGGAUGCAAGUAGUGAGUGAAGUGCUUCGGGAGGAAAGUGGGGUGGGAACGGGAGAGAGAAAAGGUCGGGAGUUUAGCUUGAAUUUUGUCGGUUAUGUGCUUGCUGAGACAGAUUUGUCCGACAAGUGCGGUGAGCGGUGGUGGCAUUGGUAAACGAAACUUGUGAAACGCCAAUUGUUUUAUAUACCAUAUUUGUACGCGACUACGUACGUGUUCGACCUAAGGACGGGACUAUAGAAUAGAAAUGAUGCCGACAGAUGAGUUGGUUGCGACUGCAUAAACUAAUGAGCCAGUGAAUCAUUACUAAUCAGAUCGGAUUC